UGACAGGUUUUUGCGAGCAGUUUUCACUCAGAACGUCGUUGUUGAAUUGUUUUUCUCGCAAUAUUUUUGGAUUUUGUUCAUUUUUUGUGAUUGUUGCUUCGUAAUUGUAGUCUAUAUACCGCAAAAUGUCAGACACGGAAGACGAAGUGCAAGCGAGACAUCGCAAGGAAAAAAAGGAACUUCAUGCGAAAAUUACAGCUCUGAAAAAGUCGUCGGGCAAGAAAAACAAGAAAGAAGUCCAAAGCGAAAUUGAAAAACUCGAAAAAGAACUCGAAGAACGUCAUUUGGAAGAGUUGAAAAACCUGAAAAUCUCCGAAAACAAGUCGGAAACCUCCAAACCAGCAUUAGUUGCGCCGGAAUCGUUCAUCAAAACGGACGAGAGCGAGUCACAUCGCGUUUCCAAGGCCCAAAAACGUCGCGAAAAGAAAAACGAGAAGGAACGCGAACGUCAAGCCGAAAUCGAAAAGGAAACGGAACUCAAUAAAGAUGGUCCACGCAACACGGAGAACAAAAAAAUCAACGAUUUGUUGCAAAAACAAAAUUUAAGCCUCUUUCCCAUUGCAGCGGAUGGCGAUUGUUUGUACAACUCGAUAAUCCAUCAACUCAAAAGCACCGGGCGUCAAGCGCUGACAGUCUCGGAGCUCCGGGAAGUUGCUGCCGAGUACAUUAGAAAUCACAAAGUCGAGUUGCUGCCGUACAUCACGAACCCGGAGACCGACGAAUGCUUGAAUGACAUCGAAUUUGAGGAAUAUUGCGAUAAUAUUCGGAAUACCAAAUGCUGGGGCGGGCAAAUUGAGAUAAUGGCGAUAUCGAAUGCUCUUAAAGUGCCCAUCGAAGUGCUGCAGGCAACGGGUGUUCCGACAAUGCAGACGAAAGUCGGGUAUGAGGAACCGAAGUUGGUGUUGACGUAUCAUCGACACUUUGUGGCACUUGGCGAGCAUUACAAUUCGACACAGCCGUUGGUGAUAAGUGAAGAAGAAGAUUAAAUUUAGAUAAUUUUUUUUUGGGCAAUAAAUCUUUUUUUUUUGACGUCAUUUUUUCAGUUAUCUUAUGGAAUUUUUUUUAUUUAAAUUUCGAAUCUCAGUAAAGAAAUAAAUAUUAGAUGUUUCAAGGA
Messenger RNA from Culicoides brevitarsis, 1114 nucleotides. RefSeq names its product deubiquitinase OTUD6B. NCBI's taxonomy places the organism in Eukaryota, Metazoa, Arthropoda, Insecta, Diptera, Ceratopogonidae. Gene Ontology annotation, biological process: protein deubiquitination. Gene Ontology annotation, molecular function: cysteine-type deubiquitinase activity. The transcript has 2 exons. Bases 126 to 986 code for a protein of 286 amino acids. The record is from RefSeq and is a predicted model, not a curated record.